Messenger RNA from Leptidea sinapis, 4837 nucleotides. Its product is annotated as band 4.1-like protein 4. Bases 356 to 2674 code for a protein of 772 amino acids. The record is from RefSeq and is a predicted model, not a curated record. The transcript has 20 exons. Lineage: Eukaryota; Metazoa; Arthropoda; Insecta; Lepidoptera; Pieridae. Gene Ontology annotation, cellular component: cytoskeleton.
GGCACUCGGCUGACGGCUCUCGGAUCUCGGCAGUGAGUUCUUGUACGCUGUAGUGACAGGUGGCAUAUCGCAAAUCACGUGUACUUUGAACACGAGACUUUCUUUUGUUUAUAACUUGCUUAAAUACAUGCAAAGAUUGUCUAUCAUUACGGUUUUACAUUAAAUUAAAGACACGUUUGAGUUAUAAUGUUUACUUUAAGUGUUGUGAAAGUGUACUUUUAAAAUACCGGCUCCUCGACGUACAAGUUCAAUUUAAAUGCGAAAUUGUCAUAAGAAUUUGUGGGCCGCAGUCGGAUAAUGUAGAGAAGAGUUUCACAAGAAUCAAGUUUGGAAGCGAUUUGUACUUUGAAGUAAAAUGUUGGACUGUCUGUGUCCUUCUCCGAGAACAUUGGCUUGUCGAGUCAUUCUUCUAGACGAACGAGAACUAAUUCAUGAAAUACAGGACACCAGCACGGGCCAGGCGCUCCUGGACGUUGUGUUCCGGCACCUGGAUCUUCUGGAGACAGCUUACUUUGGCCUACGCUAUGUUGACCAAGACAACCAGACGCACUGGCUGGACGCUGGCAAACGUCUUCGUCGACAGCUUCGAAGUUCAGACUCACACACUUUUUAUUUUGGUGUCAAAUUCUACGCGACUGAUCCUUGCAAGCUGCUUGAGGAAAUAACAAGGUACCAACUGUUUCUACAACUGAAGCAGGACGUACUUCGUGGACGGCUGCCAGUCAACUUCGAGCUGGCUGCUGAACUCGCGGCUUAUGUGCUUCAGUCCGAGUUGGGUGACUACGAGCCUCGUAGACACGCCCCCGGCUACGUGUCUGAGUUCCGACUCCUGACGCACCAGACACCUGAGCUGGAAGCCAGAGCGGCAGACAUACACAGAACUUUAACGGGCAUUUCACCAGCUCAGGCAGAACUGGGAUAUUUAGACAAAGUGAAGUGGCUCGACAUGUAUGGUGUUGAUCUCCACCCUGUCUUGGGCGAAGACAGCGUGGAGUACUUCCUGGGAGUCGCGCCAAGCGGCCUGCUGCUCCUGCGAGGUAAACACUCGGUGGCGACCUACUACUGGCCACGGGUCUCCAAGCUGUACUACAAGGGACGGUACUUCAUGAUCCGCGUCGCUGAUAAAAAUAAUGACACAUCAACGUACGGCUUCGAGUCUCCCACCAGGUCAGCGUGUCGUCACCUAUGGCGAUGCUGCACUGAUCAUCACACGUUCUUUCGGCUGCAGCAGUCAUCACCGGCCUCGGCCGAUAUCUUCACCUUAGGCUCAAGACUGAGAAAUAGCAGUAGUCGAGGGACCACUCCUCGACCUCCUCCCAGCUUCACAAGGACUCCCUCCCGGCGCUACAUCCGUCCGCACCCGUCCUACUCAUCCUCUCACGAUGUGCCAAAGUUAGAAGAAUUGAGGAUAAGAGAUUGUCCUCCUGAACUAAAACAACCUACCUCGAUACAUCGACCUAGCUCAAUGAUCGGUGAGUGUACGAGCGUGCCAACCACGGCGGGUGGGUCGCCACGUUCCACCCGCUCCGCGCCCGCCCGACGCGGCCUCUUCUCCACCUCUCCGACGGCUAACCGACCGCCACCAGCACCGCGACACAGAUCGGCUUCCGUCGACUCUCAAAGCUCGAACGAUUCUCGAUCUAAUCGCAAACACAGACAUCGAUCGAGAAGGCAACAAUCGGAUGCCGAAAGUGAAUUGUCCCGGGGCUCCGGCAGGUCCGGGAGACGUCAUAGAAGACAUCGCUCCCGACACAAACACGACUCAGCUUCAGAACGGGAUGAAUCGCAACCUGAACCCAAAGAGUACGAGUUAGUUGACUCUGAGUCACAAUGGAAAGAGGUAUUAAGACAGACGACGGGCGGCGCGGGCGGUGGGGUUCAAGUCGCCAGCGUCCGACGCUCGCACGUGGAGCCAGAGAUUGGAACACAUCGAUCAUCUCACAGACCAAGAAGACACAAGAAGCAUCGAUCGCGGUCUGGUUCACCGAACGACAAGAAGUGGCUGCCAAAUGAACUGAAACAGCAUUUGGAGUUCUCGCUAGUGGAUACAGCGGGGAUGACGGAGGAGCAACUUAAAGAGAUCCCGUAUACCGUGGUGCAGACCAGCCAGGCCAGACACACCAAGUUGAGAACAUCUUCGAAGCAUAAGCAGAACGAACAAGGGUCGAUGUCGCGACGAGAGAAGGCUCACAAAGGCGAUCACGACAAUCAUGGCUCCGUAAGAUCGAGCUCAAGUAUCCUUAGCGUGCACAGGACCAAUAUUGAAAGACACGGAAGACGCGUUUACCCUUGCUACGAUGAUCCCAUGAGUCAUCCAGGAGAUGACUUCCUCACGAACAACGGGUACAAGGGCUCCAUCACAACGAUGAACAACAACCCAUACAGUCCUGUCAAUAACAGCAACAGCAACAGUUCCAGUGGCGAGCUGAUAUCUGGAAGUGCAAGAGUUUCCCACGAGCACACGGACUCUGGCCUCGGCGCUGAUCAGGACUACGCAUAUUCUUCUGAAAGGUCGAGCGACAGUGCGAAGUGCGGCGCGGUCAGCUCGGCGGCUCCAGUUACAGAGCAACUGAACCCGGAGGGUAGCACGUCCAGCUCAAACCACGCUCAUUCACUUCUGCAACUCCCCAACACAUGUAAUAGCAACGCGACUGAAAUGAGCACAGAAUUAUAAAUAAUGAAUUUGGAACAUAAUGUAAUCCUACCUUUAUUUUGAGACACGUCAUAUAGUUUUAUGUGGUUUUAUUAUAAUAUAUAGUUUGAAAAAUUUCGAUGUAUAUACAAAAUAAAAGAAUCUCUACUGCUGCAUUUAUUAAUUCAUUAAUUAAGAUGUAGUUUUAAUAAAGAAUUGUGUAAAUAUAUUAUUCGUAUCUACAUUAUGUAAUUACAGAUUUCAUUAUUUUAAGAAUAUUUUUCAGUAAAUUAAUAUAUUGUAAUACAGGUAUAUACACUCUUUGUAAAAUACAAUUAAUUUUGAAGACACAACCUAAUCUUAUUUAAACUGCGUUUUGUACGGAUUAAUGGUAAGGCAAAAAUAUUACAAAUUAAUAUUAUAGUGCCAAAGAGAUUGCUAGACAAAUGAAAUAGAUUAAGUCGUCUUAUUUGAUGGUAAAAAUAGAUAAGUACCUCAUUUCAAUUUGGAUGAAAAUAAUUUAUUUAAAUUCAAUUAAAUGUCACAGUCUUAGAUUAGGGAUUGGUCUCCGCUAGUCUCCAACUAGAUACCGCAGGCGCAGUAGCAAAGUGCGGCAAUGAAUACUACGCCCAAGUGGGAGUACUCGAGUCUCCAACAAUGUGUGACGUUUACGUGCCACAUGUUCUGUUAAACUUUGCUAAUAAUUGAAACUAAAAUGCGGGGAUGCGUAGUAAAACUUUAUAAAAAUAAAACUACAAGAAAUAAGAAUGACACUGGGAUGACAUAUUAUCAGAAAUAUUUUGUAUUUUAUUAAUUUCAAUGUAAAAUAACACGAAGCGUACUUUAUAAAAUUUGAAAGAUGCCAUUGAGUGUCAAGAUGCCACGCACACAAACAUCUAAUAGUUGCCGCAAUAAAAAAGCUAUUGUUCUUAAGUAUUGCGGUAUCUAGUUGGAGCGCAGCGGAGACCAAUCAUUAAUCGAAGGUCACAGUGAUAUUUGUAUUUUUAUAUAAAUCCAAAAAGAUCUUUUUUUAUUUGAUAAAAGUUAAACGAAUUCACUAAGUUUAUUAAGCGUAAGGUUUGUAUUUUUAUAGCAUUGUCUACUGUACAGUUUUGACAGAUUUAUUUAUGUUUUAUAAGUUUCUUUUGUAUAAAUAUUGUACCUGUUUUAUAUAUACCUAUAUCUAAAUAACAAACACUGUUUUUGUUUUGCCCAUACCAUAAAAUAUUUUCAUCCAAUCCUGUACAGUUGUUAUGUAGGUUUAGAAUUAAGGUUCAUUCUUAUUCUUAUAUACACUCCUGGUUGGUCCCCAUGCAGGUAUCAAAAUCGUAAAUACUUGCGGUGGUCUCUACACAGUAGGCGUAGGGGCUCACGAGCAAGCAGUGACACACGCGCGCUUUAUUGGCAACCUCUUUACAGAUUCGACCGAUAUUUUAAAAAUGGAGAAACGUAAAUAAAGGUCAUUGCAAAUUAAAAUUCCUUAAGCUUCCUAAUGACGUUGUAACAAUCUAAUUUAAUGUGAUUAUUAUUAUAAUUAGAUUACCAUUCACGAUAGCUACCUACUAUUCCCUAUAUACUAAGUUGGUUUGACUAUGCCGUGGUCUUCCAACGCAUUCAUUACUAUCUACAAUUAAUGUAGGUUUGACAACGAAAUAAUUUAUAGUUAUAUGUUAUAGAAAAACUGAGUUAUAUUUAUGAGAUGACCUUAUUCUAGGUAGGUUCAGUUUGAGGUAAAGAAGUCAACCCUAAUGUCGUCAGAAGAGGUAAGAGUCACGCGAUAGAAAGAGAGGCAACUUCUAAGUGAAUAAUAAUGUAGGUUAGUAGCGCUGUGCGAUCUGAAGUACACCUUAUUGUAUGACCGCAAGAGUCCCUAUUGGUUUAAUUGAUUUUGCGGAGUGAGACUUCCGCACUUGUACUAUAUUAUAUUAUAUAUUCUUUGCCGACGGCUACAAUUUGGCGGCAAUCUAAUGGCUACUUUAAGAAGGUGUCAAUAAAUUUUGGAUUAUUAUGAAUGUUUCGUGUUGUAACCAGUAUUUCUAAACCCAACGCUGUCAAUUUUUGCAGGUUUAAAGACUGAAGCCAAAUAUUGAAUGAUAACUUAUAAAUGAUUCUGAAUUAUUUGUGUAUCGCGAUUUAAAUGUUGUUUUUUGUGAGAACAAUUUCCAAUUUUGUUUAUAUUAUUAAAGGAAUAAAAUAAGAUAUGAA